CCUCAGCCAGGAGAAGAUUCUCUGAAUUGCCCUCUGCCUCCCGGCUGGCAGAGCUACAUGUCUCCCCAGGGCCACAGGUACUAUGUGAACACCUUCACCAACGCGAAUGGAUAUCACACCCCUGUGACGCCCAUGCAUCAAAUGGAGCCUGGUCAUAUGAGUCUCCGGAAACCCAGCGGGGACCCCCAGAGUCCGGGGUCCCCGCGUGUGCCCAGGAGGCUGGCCAGGGAGAGCUCGCGGACGAUAAACUGUGUGACUUUUCCCCACCCAGACACAAUGCAAGAACAGCAGUUGCUGAAACCCACUGAAUGGAGCUACUGUGAUUAUUUCUGGGCUGAUAAGAAGGAUCCGCAAGGGAACAACACAGUAUCAGGGUUUGAAAUUCUGCUCCAAAAGCAACUCAAGGGGAAACAAAUGCAAAAAGAAAUGGCAGAGUUUGUUCGAGAAAGGAUAAAGAUUGAGGAAGAAUAUGCCAAGAACUUGUCCAAACUGUCUCAGAACUCACUGGCUGCUCAAGAAGAAGGCACCUUAGGCGAGGCCUGGGCCCAGCUGAAGAAAAGUCUGGCAGAUGAGGCAGAGGUUCAUCUCAAAUUUUCCUCUAAGCUCCAGAGUGAGGUGGAGAAACCACUGCUCAACUUCAGAGAGAACUUUAAGAAAGACAUGAAGAAAUAUGACCAUCACAUCGCGGAUUUACGGAAGCAGCUGGCUAGUCGCUACACAGCAGUAGAAAAGGCCCGGAAAGCCCUGACAGAGAGGCAGAAGGAUCUGGAAAUGAAAACCCAGCAGUUGGAGAUAAAGCUCACCAACAAGACAGAAGAGGAGAUCAAGAAAGCGAGGCGGAAGUCCACUCAGGCUGGAGAUGACCUGAUGCGUUGUGUGGAUCUUUAUAAUCAAGCCCAAUCCAAGUGGUUUGAAGAAAUGGUGACCAGCACUCUGGAGCUGGAAAGGCUGGAGGUGGAGCGGGUGGAAAUGAUUCGGCAGCACCUUUGUCAGUACACACAGCUGCGGCACGAGACAGACAUGUUCAACCAAAGCACAAUAGAGCCUGUCGAUCAGUUACUUCAAAAAGUGGAGCCUGCCAAAGACAGGGAACUGUGGGUACAAGAACACAAAACUGGAGAUAUCAGACCUGUGGACAUGGAAAUAUAGACUGAUCUGAUUAGUGAUAUGUGAUGGGUUCGCUGGUUUAACCAGGCUAAUGGGUCCUGUAAAGGGUCAGAAGAGGUACAGGACGACAAAAAGGUUGCUCUGCUACCAGAUACCUUGUAUUUAUUGUCUGUAGGGAGUAUCUCUGUCACAUUUGAUCAUCACAUCAGUUCCCAUUGUGCUAUGCCUUAAGCUCCCAACAUUCCAGGGUUAAGAAGCCAGAUGUCUGUUCUUCCUGUCAGAAGUUUCCAGCUGCCAGGGAUGUGCUGCUGCCAGGAGAAACCGAGGCUCUUGCUUCCUGGUACAGAGAGAACUCUGUUCUUCAGUGACUGUGCACUACAUCCAUUGCAUGACUCUCUUUGUGUAGAAUGUAAGAACAGCCAUGCAGCAAGCCUCUGCCAUGGAAGCAGACUAGUGAUUUGACUAUGAUGCUGGAAGCAAGGAGCUCCUGAACAUGGAUCCCAGCACUGCCACUGCUCAGCUGGAUGGCCUUGGGCAUAUCACAUAACUUUUCUGGUUCCUCCAUUUAUAAUAAGGGGCUCAUAAUACUUACCUACCUCACAGGGGUGUUGUCAGGGUACAUUGAUUUUGUAUAAUACUUUUUAGCACAACUACCUUGCUAUGGUAGUAUGUCUGAGUGCAGGGAGGUACGGGCUUUUCCCCAAAGCAGUAAACAAGGCGAAAGACUAGGAGAAAACCCCACAGAGGAAAGACACCUGUUCAAGCCCUUCCUGUUUUAUAAUCCCACUCAGAGACAUAUAGACCCUCUAUCAUCUCCAUUUCUCUUUGAGGCUAAUAGAAAGUAAGAUUGAAAGGGACCUCUUGCACCAUCUAUUUACCAGGAAGGACUCGGUUGUGCUGUAGCUACCUCAUUAAUUGUCUGGUUGACUUAAGUGACAAAAAGAGGACACCUACCAUGGAAUAAAUUUGAUCUUCAAGUCCAUUCCUGCCUAUACAGUGUGAUGUCCUACAGUCUCUGCUUUCUGCAGGAUCUUCUAACACUCCCUUUGGGAGGUCAUUUCCCAACCAAAUGGAUCCAAGUUUAAAUUAGCCUUUGUUUAAUUUCCUCGAAAUAACUCCUAGUUUGUAGCCUUUUGGAUGCCCAUGCACUCCCUUUCUCUCCAUCCCUUUCUCGCUUUCCUUGGUGUUUACACCCAUCAGAUGUCUGCAGAUA
Messenger RNA from Terrapene triunguis (Three-toed box turtle), 2320 nucleotides. It is a transcript of the gene GAS7, whose product is annotated as growth arrest specific 7. The transcript is spliced from 12 exons. Gene Ontology annotation, biological process: actin filament polymerization; neuron projection morphogenesis. Gene Ontology annotation, molecular function: actin filament binding. Gene Ontology annotation, cellular component: cytoplasm; plasma membrane; actin filament. NCBI's taxonomy places the organism in Eukaryota, Metazoa, Chordata, Testudines, Emydidae. Bases 58 to 1149 code for a protein of 363 amino acids. The record is from RefSeq and is a predicted model, not a curated record.